Bicyclus anynana (squinting bush brown) is the source of this 1503-nucleotide messenger RNA. Its product is annotated as facilitated trehalose transporter Tret1-like. The coding region runs from base 91 to 1503 and encodes 470 amino acids. The record is from RefSeq and is a predicted model, not a curated record. Lineage: Eukaryota; Metazoa; Arthropoda; Insecta; Lepidoptera; Nymphalidae. Gene Ontology annotation, biological process: transmembrane transport. Gene Ontology annotation, cellular component: membrane. Gene Ontology annotation, molecular function: transmembrane transporter activity. The transcript is spliced from 7 exons.
GUGUCCGGAACAAGAUUCUGUUAAAUUCAAUAAUAUAGUAAAAUAGAUCUUUUUAAAUUAAAAAAACAUUGUAUCGUUAAAUAAGUGAAAAUGGUGAAGGAUAACAAGAAGGGACAUACGUAUAUACAAUGGAUAUUCGCAUUAUUAGCAAAUAUAACACUCCUUGCAUACGGCAUGGAGUGUGGUUGGAUCUCCCCCACUACUAAGAUCCUGCAGUCUGAAGCUUCUCCUACUGGUUACCCUUUGUCAGACAAUAUGGUGUCUUGGAUAGCUAGUGCGAUGAGCAUGUCAGCCAUAUUUGGUGUAUCACUUUAUUCAUACAUAGCGGAUGCUUUUGGGAGGAGGAUUGGCAUUAUUCUAAUAGCUAUUCCAGAAGCGAUCUCAUGGAUAAUCAAAUUAUCAUAUUCAUCUACAACAACCCUCAUAAUAUCCAGAAUGUUUGCUGGUUUAGCAGCUGGAGGUUGUUUUAACAUAGUGCCGAUGUACGUCAAGGAGAUCAGUCAAGAUGACAUGAGAGGGGUCCUUGGUACCUUGCCCAUGCUUCUACAAACAGUGGGAUUACUUAUCAUGUACAUAAUAGGAGCAUAUUUGAGCUAUUUCACAGUCAUCUGGGUGGUACUGUCGUUGCCAAUAUUGACGAUCUUACUUUUGCUGAAAGCGCCAGAAUCUCCUGCAUUUCUAGUUAACCGAGGGAAAAUAAAUGAAGCAAUUGAAACAGUUGCAUUUCUGAGAGGCCUAGAAAAGGAUGACAAAAUUGUACAAAGCAUAGUGGAUAGUAUGAAGAAAGAAGAUGAACACUUUAAAACUCUACCUAACAUCAGUAUUUUAAGUAUUUUAAAAGAACAUUCGUGGCGACAUGGUCUCAUUCUUUGUUUAUUCUGUUUUGUGUUUCACGGAUUAAACGGGUCUUAUGCUAUUAUGACCUACGCUUCGACUAUUUUGAUUUCUACUGGAGUGAAGUUCGACAUAAGUCCAGAAAUACAGACACUCAGUUUUCCUAUUGUUAUUAUCAUCAGCGCUUUAGCACUUGCAGCUUGUGUGGAAAAAUGUGGAAGGAAGCCACUUCUAGUCGGUUCGUAUCUAAUAUCUGCGUGCUCCAUGACAGCCAUAGCAGUAAUGAUGGUGCUACAAAAGCAAGUCAUUGUUGUGCCGAGCUGGCUGCCGGUCACCACCAUGAUGUUAGCGGUAGCAAUGUAUGGAGGCGGGAUAUCGCCGCUUCCUUACAUCAUUAUGACCGAAAUGUUUAGCUUUCAAGUUCGAGCCAAGGUUGUAGGUAUAGCGGUAACGUUCGGUUGGCUCAUGACAUUCACCCUAGUCACGAUUUACACGCCAAUGUGCAAUGCCUUCGGACAGUUCUCACCGUUCGUGUUCUAUGGCGCUAUCAACUUCGGGGGGGUUAUUUUCACUGCUAUAUUCAUACCGGAAACAAAGGGGAAAAGCGAAGAAGAAAUCUUUGAAAUUUUGAGCAAAAAGAAGGAUACAAAAACGCAAAAUGUGAUUUAA